ACCGGUUGUACCAGGAUUUGUUGCUCCGUCCAUGGGUUUAUACCAACUAUAUCACUCUUGUGCGGGGUGUUGAAACCUUGCAUGGUGAGGAGUUGCUGAGGUAAUUCAAUAUGAGAGAAAAGCCAAUCCAGUUGAGGGGGGGAGAGAAAUUUUCAAACCCACUAGGUGGACUUCGUUUUGGCUCUCACAAACUAUGGGAAUGGAGGACGGGAUAUUCAUGUGUGAGCUCUGGCGGGGGCUGCUUGAUAAUAAGCGUCUUCAAUGACCAACUUGUCAUGAGAGGCAAAUGGUGCCACUUUUCCUGGGUACACAUUCACUAUACCGGAUGUUGAAUAGCGUACCCAGCGCACGAACCUACCUAUGUCACCAGCCUCUCGAAUGAUUCUCAUCUCACACAAUUAUUCUUGCAAGAGAACUCGUUUUAGCCAUACGUCCUGUGAUCACUGGCUGGUACAUUUUGUCAGUGGUCUUGGGAAGAUCCGGUACCUCUCAGAAC
This is a messenger RNA of Umbelopsis ramanniana AG, 496 nucleotides long. RefSeq lists its product as uncharacterized. Lineage: Eukaryota; Fungi; Mucoromycota; Umbelopsidomycetes; Umbelopsidales; Umbelopsidaceae. The transcript has a single exon. The coding region runs from base 111 to 332 and encodes 73 amino acids. The record is from RefSeq and is a predicted model, not a curated record.